This is a messenger RNA of Pocillopora verrucosa, 1685 nucleotides long. The record is from RefSeq and is a predicted model, not a curated record. NCBI's taxonomy places the organism in Eukaryota, Metazoa, Cnidaria, Anthozoa, Scleractinia, Pocilloporidae.
GCAGCUGCAUUCAAUAUUAAAGGUUUUCUGUGAUGUCUGGGCCAUCAAAGGAUUUGGCCACUCCAAGUGAAGCCUCUUCAUCACAGGAAGGCCAGCAAAACAGGAGACUGAAAGUCACUUUGCUGAGUAGUGAGUGGAGAUCAUCAACUGAUAGAGAAGUCUCAACUAUCAGUAGAAAGCUUGCUAUACAGUUAGCUAAGCAUCCUAAUGUGGAAGUUAGUGUGUUUCUUCCUAAGUGCAGUGAAGAGGACAAGAGAAAUGCUGUGAGUCACAAAAUUCAGCUCAUUGAAGCAGAUGAAUUGCCAGGCCAUGAACCAAUUUUUUGGUUGUCGUCUUUACCCAGAAACCAUGAUGUAGACUGUGUCAUAGGACAUGGAGUACACCUUGGCAAACAAAUUCCAUCCAUAAAGAGGACUACAGACUGUAGAUGGAUUCAAGUUGUUCACAGUGUUCAUGAAGAAGUGGGAAUGUACAAGAACAUUUCAGAAGGAGAAAAACUUCAGCAAACAGAAGUAAAACUCUGUAAGAUGGCUGAUGAGGUUGUAGCAAUAGGACCUAAAGUGGCAGAGGCCUACAAACGCUUCCUUUGUUCUGCUAAAGAAGAGAAAACCAUUUUAGAUCUCACCCCAGGUGUUUUCUCUGAAUUUUUGAAUGUAGCACAAGCCACUGACGAAAGGAAAACAUUCUGUGUUUUAGUGAUUGGAAGUGGUGACAGCUGUGAAGAUUUCAAUGUUAAGGGGUUCAACAUGGCUGCCAAAGCAAUUGCUGAAUUAAAAGAUGCAUCCUACCGACUGAAGUUUCUUUAUUCACCAAGAGAAAAAGGCGAGGAAAUAGCAGAGAAGCUGCUUCAGCAUGGCAUCAGUUGUAAUCAGCUAAUUGUUCGCAGCUUUAAUGACAACAAAGAAGUACUAGCCAACAUGUUCUGUGAGGUGGAUCUUGCCAUAAUGCCAUCUAGGACUGAAGGUUUUGGAUUGCCUGGUCUUGAAGCGUUAUCUGCUGGUCUGCCUGUACUUGUCAGUGGUAAUUCAGGACUCGGAGAAGCUCUGAAGGAAGUGCCUUUAGGUCCGCAGUGUGUGGUAGACUCAGAAGAUCCUAAAGACUGGGCCAAGGAGAUCAGAGAUGUUCGUCAGAAACGUAGGAAAGUUCGCCUUUCAGAAGCAAAGCUUCUUCGUGAACAUUAUGCAAAAGCUUAUGAGUGGGAGAAGCCUUGUACUGUCCUUGUGAAAAAGAUGGAGACACUUGCCUUUGGUUCAUCAGGAAGCAGGUUAGUCAAGCCAGUCAGGGAUAAGGGGCUAACAUCUGUUGCUGAUACAAGUCAGGCUUGUAAGAGACCAAGAAAAGAAUUGACAGAUGGCACGUACCACAAAGGUUCAUCAGGAAGCAGGUUAGUCAAGCCAGUCAGGGAUAAGGGGCUAACAUCUGUUGCUGAUACACGUCAGGCUUGUAAGAGACCAGGAAAAGAUUUGACAGAUGGCACGUACCACAAAGGUUCAUCAGGAAGCAGGUUAGCCAAGCCAGUCAGGGAUAAGGGGCUAACAUCUGUUGCUGAUACAAGUCAGGCUUGUAAGAGACCAAGAAAAGAAUUGACAGAUGGCACGUACCACAAAGGUAGGGAAAUCCCACCAUUUCAAGAAAGUGGUCAGACUCAAGGUGAUUCCACAGCUAAUGGUAAUUGCUACAUGUAG